AUGUCUGAUGACUCGGACUCCCCAGAAGUCGAGCACUCAGACGUCGAGUGCUUCGAGGCGCUGCCCGACGACACAGUCGAAGCCACCGGGUCGACGGAGAGUGCCAUCCGGAAGAUUAUUAGAGAAAACCAAGAAACAACCGACGUGGUGAAAUAUAUAUGUUUCACAAACGUCCUACCAACUAUUGCGGACAAUUUUUCUUUGCGCAGUACUCGGCAGAUGUUUAAUCGCCGCACUCGAUAUAUGAUCAUCAAGCUCUUUAUUGGGGCCCAUGAAACAGCUUCAUGCGGCCUGGGUGGUGCAGUGCAAUAUGAGAUAUACAAUAUGGGGCUGGGCAAGUCGAUUCGCCCGUUAGGGUCCAAAACCAUCCAAGAUGCAGAAUGGUGGCUCAUAAACUCGAGGGGCGAUGUGAAGCUUGUAAUUAUCGUGUCCAUUAGUCGAAAGACCCCCAACAUCAAGUUUGAGGCUGUUACUUUGGACCCGACUGUCAACUCCUUGCGACUGCAGUGGCCCAAGAUACGGCGGACCAUUACGGCAUCCCGCGACGCAAACAAACCCUACUCACAGAUUACCAUCAGGCCAGCAGUACCUUUGAUCAUCGGGUUUGAAGAAUUGCUUUGUCGUCAACCAGUCCCGCCUGAACACGACAUUGAACUAUCACCUGAUCGGUUGGGAGGGAUCUCAACACACGUGUGGGGGGAGCAAGGAUUCUAG
Molecule: messenger RNA, 714 nt
Organism: Penicillium roqueforti
Lineage: Eukaryota; Fungi; Ascomycota; Eurotiomycetes; Eurotiales; Aspergillaceae
Exons: 2
Coding region: 1-714 (237 amino acids)
Source: RefSeq, a predicted model, not a curated record